AUGUCAGCGUACGCGGGCUACUCCAAAACCAGUUACGGUGCCCAAGGCGGCGACGACUCGGGCGGCUUCCUCGCCGGUGGUUCCCAACAAGGCAGUCAAGGCGGCGGCAAAUCAUAUCAAGAUGAAUCCCUCCGCCCGGUAACAGCCAAGCAAAUCCUCGAAGCCGACGAAGCCUUCCCGGGCGCCGACUUCAAAAUCGACAACACCGUCAUAACGCAAAUCACCUUUGUUGGACAAGUCCGCAGUGUAAACCCGCAACCUACCAACUUGACGCUCAAAAUCCACGAUGGCACAAGCCAGGUUGAAGUGAAGAAGUGGAUCGACGCAGACAGGACAGACGACGCCAGUGCAGACCAGUACGAGCUCGAUUCCUACGUGCGCGUAUGGGGGCGUCUCAAGUCGUUUUCGAAUAAGCGCCACGUGGUCGCCCACGUCAUUCGUCCCGUGACAGACUUCAACGAGGUCAACUACCACUUGUUGGAGGCGACGUAUGUUCACCUGUACCUGACGAGGGGCCCGCUGGGACAGGACGGCGCGGCAAACGGCGGCGGGGACAGCAUGUUUGUCGACGGUGGCGGAUAUGGGGGGAAUGCCCACGGCGGUAACGCUGCGCAGGUCACCAAGUUGACGGGCUGUUCGCUGCCGGCCAAGCGGAUUUUCAAUUUCAUCAAUGACACGCCAGGCAUGAACGAGGGUGUUCAUCUGAACGUGAUUAGUAGCUCGACGGGCAUGCCGGUCAAGGAAGUUCUGUCAGGCGCGGAAGAGUUGGUGGCACAGGGCUUGAUUUACACGACUGUUGAUGACGAGACGUGGUCUAUUCUGGAGUGCUGA
Metarhizium album ARSEF 1941 is the source of this 831-nucleotide messenger RNA. RefSeq names its product Replication protein A, subunit RPA32. Gene Ontology annotation, cellular component: site of double-strand break; DNA replication factor A complex; chromosome, telomeric region. Gene Ontology annotation, biological process: double-strand break repair via homologous recombination; DNA replication; nucleotide-excision repair. NCBI's taxonomy places the organism in Eukaryota, Fungi, Ascomycota, Sordariomycetes, Hypocreales, Clavicipitaceae. Gene Ontology annotation, molecular function: DNA binding. The transcript has 3 exons. Bases 1 to 831 code for a protein of 276 amino acids. The record is from RefSeq and is a predicted model, not a curated record.